This is a messenger RNA of Racocetra fulgida, 444 nucleotides long. The record is from the annotation of a GenBank genome assembly. Lineage: Eukaryota; Fungi; Glomeromycota; Glomeromycetes; Diversisporales; Gigasporaceae.
AAGGUCCGUUAUUCAUUUUAUCAAUGAAAAAUGGUGAAAAUCGGUUCAACACAACUUUCAUCCAAGAGAUAAAUGCAAUUUUGGAUGAAAUUGAAUUUACUAUCCAACAAGAAAAUUUGGAACGUGCAGCGCUUAUUACGAUCGGCGAAGGAAAGUUUUACAGCAAUGGUUUGGAUUUAGAGCACGCACUAAACACCCCUGGAUUUUUUGAUGAUUAUUUUUUAAAAUUACUGGCCAGAAUUUUGACGUUUCCAAUUCCGACCGUUGCGGCAAUCAAUGGACAUGCUUUUGCUGGAGGAUUCAUGUUUGCUAUUGCACAUGUAGAUAUAAUUGCGCCAGAAAAAGAUGUGUUACCUAAGGCAAAAGAGCUAGCCCUUGAAUGGUCAAAACUAGCAAGAGCAGGGGCUAUCUAUAGAGAGUUGAAAAAAGAAAUGUAUAUUGAGG